AUGGAAUCGAGGGCAAAGCCUACUCAACCAAAACGAGUUCUUUGUGGCUAUGGCAUUGACUUAGACGCCGUCAGUCUCUGGGCCAACACAGGGGAUGGAACCUCUGCCAACCCGAGCGAUAUCUCCCGUGGAAUCUACGGCGCGACGGUCGGAGUAGAUCGCGUCUUAUCCUUCCUCGAUAGACACCACAUCAAAGCGACAUGUGGACUUCACGGCUAUACCCAUGAGCACAUGAGCGCUUUAAACGCAAGUCAGGAAGAAGAAAUUCUAUCCGUAUCACUAGAUAAGCUGAGCAAGUUUCUUGGGAAAAAGCCCAGCGGCUGGACUGCACCAGCAUGGACUCCCUCGCCACACACCGUACAAUUACUUGAAAAAUAUGGUCUCGAAUACGACCACUCUUUCAUGCAUCUCGAUUCGCAGAUGUACAAGCUGCCCUAUGUGCCGACUGUCAAAGCCACAGAUGUGACAAAGUCCCCGUCGACUUGGAUGCAGCCGAUGAGCGAAUUGCGAGCAUCCAGCAUCGUGGAGAUUCCAGCGAACUGGCAUCUGGACGAUUGGCCUGCUUUCAAUGUCGGCAACGGUGGAAAUGGAUACAUUGAUACCGACCUCAUCUUUAAAAUGUGGACUGAGCAGUUUGAUUUCUAUUAUCAGGAGUAUGAUUCUUUCGUGUUUCCGAUCACUAUUCAUCCCCAGGUUAGUGGAAAGCCACAUGUGCUGCGCAUGCACGAGAGGCUGCUAAAGCACAUCAAUUCGUACGAGGGAGUGGAAUGGAUGACCAUGGUGGAAAUGUCGAACCUAUACAAGUCGGGCCAAAUACCGGGCCAUGUGGUAGAGGGUGGUGCGGCGCUUUGA
Penicillium olsonii is the source of this 852-nucleotide messenger RNA. The record is from the annotation of a GenBank genome assembly. Lineage: Eukaryota; Fungi; Ascomycota; Eurotiomycetes; Eurotiales; Aspergillaceae.